CGUGAUCAGGGCGUGCGUAGAGAAGUGAAAGUAACACGAUUGGUUCUGCUGGUUCCUAAACACAGAAGACAUCUACAGUCAGUUUCCGUCAAGCAGCAGCUCGUUAUAGACGCAAAGGCGAAACAAACCCCUGUUUUGAGAACAUAGCGCACCUGCAAAUAAUGGGAAGGGGUGUUGUGCGCUUCUAUACCGCUGUCAGCUGUGUGUUUGUCGCUCAGGCCCGUUAGGCUUGAGUCUGUUAGCGUUAGCCGCCUGCAGCUGUCGUGCGCACUCGCGGGGGCAAAAUGGUGUUGUUGUUGAAUCCACUGGAGAAUCUGAAGACCUACAUAAGCAACCGUCCACCGCUGGUCAUUUUUAUGGUCAGCGUCAGCGCCGUGGCUAUCGCUUUCCUCACUAUAGGAUACUUCUUUAAGAUCAAGGAGAUCAAAUCACCAGAAAUGACUGAGGAUUGGAACACCUUCCUUCUCCGCUUCAACGAGCUUGACUUUUGCAUCUCAGAGAACGAGACCCUCAAGCACAGCUUGAAUGAGUCCAUCACACCAGAGAGCACAGUGACCAGCAGUCAGACGCGAUCCAGCACCCAGUCGCCACCCUUGCUGGAAGACCCGGGGCCGAUCAACAUCUCUGUGCCCAUCACGUUGACCCUGGAUCCUCUGAGGCCAUUUGGGGGCUACUCACGCAAUAUUACCCAUCUCUAUGCCAGUGUCCUGGGGCAGCAAGUUGGCCUUGCUAGCAGAGAGGCCCAUGAAGAGAUGAACAUCACUUUCACUCUGCCGGUAGCCUGGAACUCAGAUGAGUGCGUUCUGCAUGGUCGUUGUGAGCAGAUGGUCUUCAGUACCUGUAUGACCAUCACAGCAGCCAGUAAUGUCUUCCCAGUCACAGUGCAGCCGCCUCACUGUGUCCCAGAGACCUACAGCAAUGCCACGUCCUGGUACAAGAUUUUCACCACAGCACGAGAUUCGGACACUAAGUACACACAGGAGUACAACCCCUUUUGGUGUUACAAAGGUGCCAUUGGGAAGGUGUAUCACACACUGAAUCCCAAGCUCACUGUCAUCGUUCCAGAUGACGAUCGCUCUCUCAUUAACCUGCACCUCAUGCACACCAGCUACUUCCUGUUUGUGAUGGUCAUCACAAUGUUCUGCUAUGCAGUCAUCAAGGGCAGACCAGGCAAAGUUCGACAGAACAACCCAGAUUUCUGUCCAGAAAAGGUGGCCUUGUCUGCGGGAUAAGUGGGGUCGAAGGUGAACAUCUGAACCGAAGCAUAUCGGAAAGGGAAGUGAGAAAACUACAUGUUGCCUACUGAACCCAGGAGAAGGGUGCAAAAAAAAAAAAAAAGCUCUGUGAAUGCAUUACUCUGCAAUGUUGGGUCACUCCAACCAAAGACUUUUAAGUGCCUGUAUCUACUGUGUAAAUAAUGAUAGGACUCUUAAAUUCAGUACAGAAGCAGUCUGCCUGAGCUUCCCCCUGCACCCUGUGCCAUCCUGUAAAUGUUCAGUAUAUCCAGCUAUCAACAGAGGACGGUGUUUGACUAGAGAUGUUCGAACGGGGAAUAUCACCUCCGCUAAAUCUGAUCCCUUUUCACGCUCGCUCUUUGUGUUCUCGAUCAGAUCACUUCCCGUGAUUUCUCCGCCUUGUCAUUCCUCUUGUGUCUUUGUCUUAACAGACCCUUUCAUAUGCGUCCAUUGCAGUUCCGCAGUGGCGUUUCUUUUGAUUCCUCUUUGUGUGGAUCUCUGCCACGUACCAUGAUCAACCUGCUGAUCAUGAUCUUUGGACGAGUUCCACUAGAAAUAACCGCAGGCUUCUAUAUGACAUGCUUAUCAUCAGAAUUAUAGAAUGUGUCUACGAGAUGCCCGAGUGGAAGUUGACACAGCGUUUGAUUUAAAUCUGCUUAAAAGCAAAUAAAACCAUCAUACUCAGAAUGUCACCAUGUUGUUGGAUCAAUGGGUUUUUGUGUUGAAAUCUGAAUGGCUUGGGUUUUCUGAACACUUCAAAUGAAUGUAUUUGUAAAAUCAGCAAAUUAACAGCAAGUGAUGCAGCAUCGAUCUCUUGUACAUUUAACGUUGUAGUUUAAAAAAAUGUAAAUCAUUCUUGUAGAUAUUUUUUUUUUUUUUUUGUAAUCACAUUCUUCAUUUCGUUUUCCUGUUUUGUUUUUUACAAAACUAUUUCUACCUUUUUUCAACCAUCGUGUUUCUUGCCUUUGUAUCCUUUUGUUCCAUGCCUCAUUUGAUACUUAAGCGAUGCCUCCGUUUCGUUUUAAUCUUAGUGCAAUAUGCGACCUGUCUUUUUGCCUUCCAAACCAUUCGUUAGGAUUCAUUUCCAGCGCAUAUCGAGCAUCAUAUCGCAUAUUCUGUCUAGUUCAAGCUUCUGUUUGGUUUUGCAUUGCAUCUUUGUCCUCUCCACCUACAAAGUUUCACCGCUCUUUAUGAACAAACCCAUUUUCCCAUCAUGCCUUGCUUAAUUACAGCCCUCUCAAGCUGCGUCAGUCACGGUUCAUCAGCACUUCUUUUCUUUAGCCCAUAAUAAACAAGCGUCCAACCACUAAUGUGCCUUUGCACUGUCUCACCCAUGUUCACCACCUUGUCUUUUAUAUUUCGGUUCAAAAUGCUGAGUUGAAAUAAAUGCGUACGUACCGCUCACACUGACUUCCUCCCCAUUUCAUAUCCAAUUCCGAGUCAAAACUGCAGUAAUGGUUGUGGAAAAACUGAAAUUCACUUGUGCUUUUUCUGUUGAUGUAUAAGAGCGAACACUUGUUUUGCUCGCUAAUGUCCAUCCUACAAUAACUAGCCGGCUAGAUUUUCAAGUUAGAGGAAAAUGCUAAAUGAUUACAUGCUUUGAAACCUCUUUGAAUAGCAAUAUCUUGCAUUUGAGGUGUUUAUUUGUGCAUUCGACUGAUGCGUUUGCUUUUUUUCUGAGACGUUUGCUCACGUCUAGUUUCUUUUUGGGAUUGUGAGAUGAGCCUUUCUGAUAGCGAGAGCAUUCUGCUUCAUAAUGCAUCAUUUCUGCGCUCAUUUAAAGUUGGUCUUUCAGUGCUGCUGGAGGACAAUGGAAAAUGACGACAAAUUCCACGGAUGCUGCCUGAUGCUCAGAUCAUAUUGAUCUUCCCCCCUCGUCCUUCCUUUGGGCUCGUAGCAUUUGGGUGAAGUGUAUUUGUAAGUGGUAGAAGGUCCUUUCCUUGUCUGAACUCGUGGCGCAAACUCUCGCCGGUUCCGGGUCGCGAGCCCUUUGACUCGUCCUGAUGCAUGAUUGUAAAUGUUCUACCUGCUGACCUGUUUGUAUGAGGACAAUCCCUCUGUUUUUGUUCUGUUUGUAAGAUAUUGUAGGCACAUGCUUUGCUGAAUAAAAUCGGAGAUAACACUGA
Molecule: messenger RNA, 3361 nt
Organism: Labeo rohita (rohu)
Lineage: Eukaryota; Metazoa; Chordata; Actinopteri; Cypriniformes; Cyprinidae
Gene: tmem248
Product: transmembrane protein 248
Exons: 7
Coding region: 285-1232 (315 amino acids)
Source: RefSeq, a predicted model, not a curated record